Molecule: messenger RNA, 1409 nt
Organism: Boleophthalmus pectinirostris (great blue-spotted mudskipper)
Lineage: Eukaryota; Metazoa; Chordata; Actinopteri; Gobiiformes; Gobiidae
Product: integumentary mucin C.1-like
Exons: 6
Coding region: 1-1374 (457 amino acids)
Biological process (GO): regulation of glutamate receptor signaling pathway
Source: RefSeq, a predicted model, not a curated record
AUGACUGCCGCCCCCUCUCCAAAUACAACUACAACUACAACGACUGCCGCCCCUCCUCCAAAUACAACUACAACUAACUACAACGACUGCCCCCCCUCCUCCAAAUACAACUACAACUAUAACUACAACGACUGCCGCCCCUCCUCCAAAUACAACUACAACUACAACGACUGCCACCCCUCCUCCAAAUACAACUACAACUAUAACUACAACGACUGCCGCCCCUCCUCCAAAUACAACUACAACUACAACGACUGCCGCCCCUCCUCCAAAUACAACUACAACUAUAACUACAACGACUGCCGCCCCUCCUCCAAAUACAACUACAACUACAACGACUGCCGCCCUCCUCCAAAUACAACUACAACUAUAACUACAACGACUGCCGCCCCUCCUCCAAAUACAACUACAACUAUAACUACAACGACUGCCGCCCCUCCUCCAAAUACAACUACAACUACAACGACUGCCGCCCCUCCUCCAAAUACAACUACAACUACAACGACUGCCGCCCCUCCUCCAAAUACAACUACAACUACAACGACUGCCACCCCUCCUCCAAAUACAACUACAACUACAACGACUGUCACCCCUCCUCCAACUACAGCUACAACUACAACUACUACUGCCCCUCCAAUACAGCCAGACUUCGAAACAGUUGCAGACCUUACGACUUCUAUUAGCAACGAGGAGUGUGGGCGCACAGAGCUCUGUGCAGCUCAACCAGCCGAUUGUAAUCCUGCGGAUCCCAACAGUCCUUGCUUCUUUGUCGGAGCACAGAGGGAAAGUGGCCGUAACUUUCGAAUUAACCUGUCUGGACAGUCUGCUGGCUAUCUUGGCAGCUCUCUGAAAUCUGCACGUGGGGGAAAUGAAACUGUAUAUGCAUGUGCAAAGAACAAACUAAACAAAGUUAAGAUGAUCACUCUUCUAAUAACUCCGAGUGGCCAACGAAUCAUAAUACCGUUGCCCGUCAACCGUGUAGUAGGUAAAAUCAAUGGAAACCAGAUUCAGUGUGCCUUUUCCGCCACUGUCCCUGAUGCCACGGCCACAUCCAGAGUAGCAAGAGAAGUAAGAGCAGAAGAAACCACCUUCACUGUGUCUGUCAUAACUGGAGAAUAUGAUCCUGAUAAUGACAGUAUUGGAGCCCCAGUCCCAAAGAUCACAACACAAGCUGUGGACAUCUCAAAUCCUACUGUAAAUGUCAUGAACAUAGCCAUCACAACAACAGCGGCUCCAACCACAACAGCGGCUCCAACCACAACGGCGGCUCCCACCACCACUGUCAGUACUACAGCUGGUGCCACUUCCACACAGCUCUCAGUGAACACAGGUCUCAUAAUUAUUCUGGGCGUCCUGACUUUACUAUGGCUGUGAUGGACUAAAUAGCUCCUCCUCGGCUACAAGCAAAC